AUGGAUUUUCCCCCGUCACACCUGGCUCACGCAGAUAUACUACUCCCAGGAACGGCAGGCAAAUGGCGAGCGCACUUCCAGGCGGGAACGCUUCCCAGCCGGCGGGAGCCAGGCACGUGCCGCCCUCCUCGCGCGGCGCCUCGUGCCCGCCCGGCGCCUCACGGCUCCCCCGUCCCGCAGCCUCCGGGACGCUCCCGACGCGCGGGGCACAGGGGCUGCUCUCGGUCCCUCGCUGCCCACCGGCCCCGCUGGCUCCCCGGCUGCCCCCGGGCUCCUCCCGAUUCCCGCCCCGGCCCCUCGCUGCCCACCGACCCCGCUCGCUCCUCGGCUGCCCGCGGAGCCGCGGCGGGGCGGGGAGUGUGCGUGGGGGGGGCCGGGGUGUGUCCUGCUCUCCCGCUCCCGGCCCGGGGCACCGGGGUCUACUCUCCUCUCCCGGCGGUUCUGGCUCACUCGCCUGGCCGUCCCGCGGCGGGACGAGUCGGCUGCCAGGGAGCCAUGGCUCGGGAAAGUUUGCYGCUGUUCCUGCUGCUGGCGGCGCUCGGCAGCCGGGGCCAGUCGCCGUCGCCGCCGCCRCCGCCGCAAAGAGGACUGUUUCCUGCAGUGCUGAACCUGGCUACUAAUGCUCUCAUCACAACCAAUGCUACCUGUGGAGAAAAGGGGCAGGAAAUGUACUGCAAACUCGUCGAGCAUGUACCUGGACAGCCUGUAAAGAACCCUCAGUGUCGCAUUUGUGAUCAAAGGAGCAAGAUUCCACAUCAAAGACACCCGAUAACAAAUGCAAUUGAUGGCAAGAACACUUGGUGGCAAAGCCCUAGCAUCCAGAAUGGAAUUGAGUAUCAUUAUGUGACCAUUACAUUGGACCUCCAACAGAUUUUCCAGAUUGCAUAYGUUAUUGUGAAAGCAGCUAACUCCCCUCGCCCUGGGAAUUGGAUAUUGGAGCGUUCUCUGGAUGGUGUAGACUAUCAACCAUGGCAGUACUAUGCUAUCACAGACAGCGAGUGCCUGACACGCUACAACAUUUAUCCCCGGCCUGGAACCCCGUCCUACUUAAAAGAUGAUGAAGUCAUAUGUACUUCUUAUUAUUCCAAAAUCCAUCCUCUGGAGAAUGGAGAGAUUCACACUUCUCUAAUUAAUGGACGACCUAGUGCUGAUGAUCCAUCGCGUGAAUUACUGGAGUUCACCUCCGCUCGCUUUAUUCGCCUGAGAUUCCAGAGGAUACGGACACUAAAUGCUGAUUUAAUGAUGUUUGCACACAAAGAUCCAGCUGAAAUUGAUCCCAUUGUUACAAGGAGGUAUUACUAUUCUAUAAAAGACAUCUCCGUUGGAGGCAUGUGUAUAUGUUCAGGCCAUGCGAAGGCUUGUCCGCUGGAUCCAAUGACCAAUAARUCCAUCUGUCAGUGUGAGCACAACACAUGCGGGGAGACAUGUGAUCAGUGUUGUCCUGGUUUCCAUCAAAAGCCUUGGCAUGCYGGCACUUUACUGCAUAAGCAUGAAUGUGAACCAUGCAACUGUCACGGGAAGACCGAGGAGUGUUACUACGAUGAGGACGUGGCAGCGAGAAAUCAGAGCUUGAAUAUCCACGGAGAGUACGUUGGGGGCGGAGUGUGCGUGAAUUGCACGGGCAACACCAGCGGCAUAAACUGCGAGACCUGCCUCGACGGCUACUUCAGGCCAAAAGGGGUUUUGCCAGAUAACCCAGAUCCAUGCCAGCCAUGUUCCUGCGAUCCAAAUGGGUCUUUAAAUGAUACUUGUGUCAAGGAUGAGAAACAUACAGAAGGAGAUAUGUUGCCUGGCUUCUGUCACUGCAAGACUGGCUAUGCAGGAGAAAGCUGCAAUCAAUGUGCCUUGGGUUAUACAGGAUAUCCUGAGUGCCURCCCUGCAACUGCUCCCUCGAGGGUAGUGAAAAUGAUGACCCCUGCAUAGGUCCCUGCAUCUGCAAGGAACAUGUGGAAGGAGAAAACUGUGAUCGUUGCAAACCAGGUUUCUUCAAUCUUCAGCAAAAUAAUCCUGAAGGCUGUGAGGAAUGCUUCUGCUCUGGGAAAACAAACACCUGCACACACUCUCUCUUCACCUACAGAAAUAUAGAAGACAUGAAUGGUUGGUAUCUGACAGACUUACCAGGUCUCAUCAGAGUUAUCCCCACGCAAAGGAGAUUUGAUGGGCAUCAGCAGCUUAGCAUCAGCAACGUGGCUGCACAAAAAGUAUUGCCACAGAUUUACUAUUGGAGCGCACCCAGUUCUUAUUUGGGCGACAAA
Malurus melanocephalus (red-backed fairy wren) is the source of this 2256-nucleotide messenger RNA. RefSeq names its product laminin subunit alpha-2-like. The transcript is spliced from 13 exons. The annotation marks the transcript as partial. Gene Ontology annotation, biological process: axon guidance. Gene Ontology annotation, cellular component: basement membrane. NCBI's taxonomy places the organism in Eukaryota, Metazoa, Chordata, Aves, Passeriformes, Maluridae. Gene Ontology annotation, molecular function: extracellular matrix structural constituent. The record is from RefSeq and is a predicted model, not a curated record.